AUGGGUAGUGAAAAUAAAUGUUCGGAAACUGGUGUAGAAACUAAGAAAGACGAAAGAACCUUUUAUUCUGAUUUUUGGGAUUUCGUAUCCACAAGCACUUCCCAAAUCACAGAUCUAUUUCAAUUUGGAGAGAAAGAUGAUAAUUACUCACUAACAGAAGACUAUGAAUCCUCAAAGAAGUUAUUCGACAAUUACGUCAAGAGGAUUAAGGAUAAUUUGAACCCAAACGUAACAGAUGACUCUGAAGAACCCUGCGAGCCUAAAUUAAACGGAAAUGACAAACCGCGGAGUGGAAAGUGCAUUGAAACUAAACUGUAUGACGUGCUAGAGGUUCAUCCAGGCGCAACAAAUUCACAAAUUAAAUCCAGUUAUCGUAAACUGGCACUAAAGUAUCACCCAGAUAAGAACACGAGCCCAGAUGCCAAGAAAAAAUUCCAAGAAAUAGGCGAGGCAUACCGUAUCCUAGCAGAUGAUGUAUUAAGGGAGAAAUAUGACAACACAGGCUCCAGCGAUAUGUUUGACAUGUCCGACUUGGAUAUUGAUUUAGACAUUCCGCUCUUUUUCAUCAUGCUAUUUGGCUGCGAUUUGAUUGACGAAUAUGUCGGCCCAAUGAAAUUUGAUCACAUCCUUAGGUACAGUAAGGUGGUUUCUAAGAUGCCAAGCAAACCCAAAAUUCCCGACAACACCUCAAUGUUUUCAAAUUUAUUUAACUACUCUGGUCAACUAAGUAAUAGUACCGCUUUGGCCGUCCAAUCUGAUGACAUUUCAAACUACGUGAACACCCUUCAAAAGUAUAGAGAAGCGAGACUUGCAACUCUUCUGAGGGAUAGGAUAAACGAGUGUAUAAAACUCGGUGAGAUCCCAGAAUCCCUUACCCAAUUCAUCGAGUCUGCCUGUAACGAGAUUUACGUGGACCUCAUAAUGACUUCAAUUGGCUGGGUUUACGAGAACUGUGCAGAAAGUUACAUGAACGAAGUUGACUCUUUCAUGGGACUGGGAGCAACUUACUCAAACCUCCAGUCCAUUGGUAGGAACCUGAACAACGGGUACAACAUGAUCAAGUCUGGGUUCACUAUUCUGAGCGUUAUCCACCAGAAUAGAAACCUCCUCCGUGGGAAUAUUGAAUCUGUGGAAGCGGGCUGUAACGAGUCUAGUGACAAGAAGAAGGUUCUCUUAGAGAGCUUUGAGGCUUGUUUGGACUGUUUCAUGUCCUAUUUAAUUUAUGAUAUCGAAAACACUGUGAAGGAGGCCUGCUUCAAGGUGUGCAAGGACCACGACGUGGACCAGAAGACAAGGAUCAAGCGUGCCUGCUUUAUGAGGACUCUCGGCAUUAAGAUUCAGGAGAUUGCCGAGUCGGUCAGGACCAAGAAGGGCACAUCUAAGGGCGACUUUAACAAGCUCAUCCAGGACACUUAUGUACGGAUGAAGGUUAAAUCCGAAAAGGAAAACUAA
Molecule: messenger RNA, 1452 nt
Organism: Theileria annulata
Lineage: Eukaryota; Apicomplexa; Aconoidasida; Piroplasmida; Theileriidae
Product: molecular chaperone, putative
Exons: 2
Coding region: 1-1452 (483 amino acids)
Source: RefSeq, a predicted model, not a curated record